Molecule: messenger RNA, 3387 nt
Organism: Drechmeria coniospora
Lineage: Eukaryota; Fungi; Ascomycota; Sordariomycetes; Hypocreales; Ophiocordycipitaceae
Product: putative restin
Exons: 4
Coding region: 1-3387 (1128 amino acids)
Source: RefSeq, a predicted model, not a curated record
AUGUCGGACAAGGAAAACGUCGUCCGCAUGGCCUCGCAGAAGGAGGCUGCCCCUCCCACGGCCGAGCCCUCGACGGCCACGGGAUCCAGCCCGGCCGCCACCGAUUCUCCUUCCAAGGCCAAUGGUGAGACCAAGACGCCCGCCGCAGCGAAGCGCGUCAGCACGACGGCAGCUUCGACGAGCCGUCGCCCCGGCACCGCCUCGUCCACCGGUUCCAAGACGGGCACUGCCUCCGUUGGGGCCUCCACCGGCACCGCCGCUCGCACGGCCAGCACGCUGAACAAACCUCCGACGCGGCCGCCCGUGACGGCGACGACCCGUCGGUCGACGGCCGCACCCGCCUCUUCGUCGACCCACCGCAGUCGGCCGAGCGUCGGUGCCAGCGGGGACGAGAAGAAGCCGUCGUUGACCUCGUCCGUGGCACGGAGGACGAGCUCCAUCGUGAGCAGUCCCGCCAAGGUUGCCGAGAAGAAGACGACGACGACGCCGGCCGCCGCAGCCGCUCGACGACCGGCGGCACCCUCCAGCGCACCGGCCGCGAGCUCGAGGACAUCCGCGCUCGCCUCCUCCAGCACCCCCGCCGCGAGCUCGAGGACGUCUACGCUCGCCUCCAGGACCAGCACCGCGGCCGCGGGGUCGUCGGCGACGAGGCCCAGCACGGCUUCGCGCUCGACCGUCACCGCCGGCACCGCCGGCACCGCCGACGCUCGCAAACGCCUCUCCGUCGCCUCGGCAACCCCCGCCACGACUUCCACCCGUGCCGCCACCCGCCCGGCAGCCCGCCCCGACUCGGCCGCCUCGAAGGAACUCGACGGGCUCAAGUCCAAGCUUGCCGAGGGCAACGCCGAAAUCGAGUCUCUCAAGGCCCAGAUCAAGACGUCGGAGGAGACGGUCGCUCGACUGCGCGAACAGGUCACCGAUCCUCCGGCUCAAGAGUCCGCCGCCCAAGAUGAAGCGGCCAUGGCCAACCUCAAGGCGGAGCACGAGUCCGCCGUCGCAAGCCUGGAGGCCCGUCUCGACGACGUCAACGCCAAGUUGAACGCCGGCGAGACCGAGGUCGUCGCCCUCAAGGCCGCGCUCGCCGACGCUCAGCACUCCAAGUCCGCUCUCGAAGGGGAACUUGCGGGCCUCAGAAAGUCUCUGGAAGCCAUCGAGGCGGAGGGCGAGGAGAAGGGCAAGGCAAGCGACAGCGCGCUGCGGAAGGCUGUCGACGAGCACGCCCUCCAGAUGGAGGAGCUGCAGACGUCCCUUGCCGGUCAGCACAGGGCCGCCAUGGAGGAAGUCGAGGCAAGACACAAGUCGGAGCUCGAGAAAGGCUCGGCCGACGUCUCCUCCCACAAAUCGGCUCUCGCCGAGCUCCAGGCCGGCCACGAGUUGGAAAUGUCUGACCUGAGAAAGAAGAUGGAACAGAUGUCCUCCGAGCACGAGGCCUUGGAGUCGACCAGCAUCGAAAAGUCCCGCUCCGAGCACGAGGCGCACAGCGCCAAGGUCGCCGGGCUCGAGAGCGACAUUGCCGAGCUCAAGGCCGCACUCGACCUGUCCCGCGAGGCGGCCGAAAAGAUGCAGUCCCUCGACGGCAAGCUGGCCGAGAUGCAGAGCCAGCUGGACGCCAAGGAGUCUUCCCUCGUCGCCGCACGGGAGGAGCUCGCUUCCGUCAAGGCCGGAUCGAGCGAGGCCGAGAAGGCAGCGGCGGAAAAGGACAAGGAGAUCUCGAAACUGAAGGCGAUGCACGACGAGCGCAUGAAGAACCUCUCGCAGGACUACGAAAACGAGAUCGAGAGCCUGCGCGGCGACGCCUUCUUCAAACGCAAGUUCGAGGUGCUCGAGGCGCAGCACGACGAGCUGCGAGCCGCCUCGGAGCUCGGGGCCGAGAACCACGCCAAGGCCCUUGCCGCCGCCAAGGACGAGCACGCGGCCGCGCUGGCCGCGCUGGAGCACAAGGAGGCGGAGCACGGACGGUCGAUGGACGCGCUGCGGGCGAGCCACGCCGAGGAGCUCACGUCGGCCAGGUCGGGCGCCUCCCUCGACAAGGACGCUCACGCCAGCCAACUCGAAGGCCUGAAGUCGGCCCACGCCGAGGAGCUCGAAAGACUCAAGAAGAAGAGCGAGACGACUCUCGGCGAACAGCUCGAUUCGCUCAUGGCUUCCCACGCCGACGUGCUCGACGGCUUGAGGAAGGAGCAUGCCGACGCGCUCGACGGCUUGACAAAGGAACACGCCGACGAGAAGGAGGCGCUUCUCGCGGCCCACCGGUCGAAGCUGGCUUCCGUCCAGGACGCCGGCGAGAGCACGCACGCCACCGAGAUGGCGACGGUCAAGGCCGACCUUGACGCCGCCCGGCAUGAGUUGGCGAGCGCGCGGGAGGAGAGCCGGAGGGCGGUCGAGGCCGUCACGCAGGAGCUCGAGGAGAAGCACAUCGGCGAGGUCGAGAAGCUCGUGGCGAUGAACACGGAGGUCAUGGAGAAGAUGAAGGUGGACGGCAUCCAGGCCCGAAAGGAGCUCGAGGAGCUGACGGCGGCGCACUCCAAGUCCCUCGACGACGCCAUCAACGAGUACAAGCACAACAGCUCGAGCCUCCAGGACAAGCUCGCGCAGCAGGCCGAGGCCAACGCGGCCCUCGACAAGGCCCUCUCCGACGCCCAGCUGGCCCUCGCCAAGGCCGAGGCCGAGGUCGACGAGAUGGGCCAGCGGCUCGCGCACGAGAAGAUGGAGCGCAUGACGGCCCUCGCCGACUUUGACGCGGCGAAGAGCACCAAGCCGGACAGCUCGGAGGCGGAUGCCCUGCGGGCCGAGCUCGCGUCCCUCAAGAAGGCGCAGGAGACGAAGGCGGACGGGCUGUCGGCGGCGCAGGAGACGAUAGACAGCAUGAAGAAGGAUCUCGAGCUGGCGCAGACGAAGCUCGAGGCGCACAAGGCCGAGGCCGAAGCGCAGAGGAAUACGGCGCAGGCCGACUACGAGGACCUCAACGACAGCAUGACGGUGCUGGUCGAGGAGGCCGACGGCAAGGUCAAGGAGCUCGAGGCGAAGCUGAAGACGACGCAGGCGAAGGCGGCCGACGCGGCGAAGAGGCUGGACGAGCUCGAGGCCCAGCUCAAGGUCAAGGACGCCGAGCUGGCCGAGGCAAAGGCCAGGGCGACUCCCCUCAAGUCUCCGGGGCUCGCGAGCAGCAGGUUCGCCGAUGCCGACGCUGCCGGCGCGACGGCGGCGAAGAACGGCGCGACGGAAGGUGAGGAUGACGAUGCCGACUACACCUCGGAGGCAUUGGCUUCGCUCACCCAGGCGCGCCUCACGGCCAAGCAGAUUGACGCGCUCGAUCGCGAGAUGAGGGAUCGUAACCUGCAGCUGCUGAACUCGAUCACGAACCCGGACGCGACGGAAUCCUCUUGA